This is a messenger RNA of Spirodela intermedia, 159 nucleotides long. Lineage: Eukaryota; Viridiplantae; Streptophyta; Magnoliopsida; Alismatales; Araceae. The record is from the annotation of a GenBank genome assembly.
AUGACAAUACCAUUGUUACCCCAAAUAUUCCUCUCACCCAAGUUCUCUAUGUUCUCGAUUUUUUUGCUAACCUCUUAUUUAUCAAUACCAUUACUUGAGUCAUCAUUUAUUCCGUUACAUUUUUUCCUUUUCAUAUACCUUCCAAGAUCUAUAUAUUGA